AUGUCGAUACCGGAAGGAGCAUUGUCGUCGGACGCCGGCGACCUGGAUUUUGGUCAGGAGGUAACGCUUGGUGACAAGCUUAAAGCCUUCAAAUCAUCUGGUUUCGAUCAGGAAAGUUAUGUAUCUGCCAAAUGCCGCACAACCAGCGAAAAGGAAAUAAAGCACUUGGUGACUUGUCUUCUAGAUCUAAAGAAGGCCUCAGCAGAAGAAAUGAGGAAAAGUGUGUACGCUAAUUAUCCUUCCUUUAUUCGAGUAUCAAGAGAAAUUUCAGAUCUUGAAGGGCAACUAGUAGCAUUAAGGAAUCUUCUAUCUAAUCGUGCAGCCAUCAUCCAUACUCUAGCCGAAGGUACACGAACUGACUCCAUGUCAUCGGGUCCCGGUUCAAGAAAAAAGGGUAGUUUUGACUUUGAACAUAGAGAACCCACAAAAAUGGAACUUUGGUUAUCACAAUACAUAGACAACCUAAACAUUUUACUAGCAGAAAGACGAGUAGACGAAGCUUUAGCUGCCCUUGAUGAAGGUGAACGUGUAGCAAAAGAAGAAAAAUCAAACGACUCAAUGACACCCAUCAUGCUCGCUUCAUUACAAGCUACUAUAACCGAACAAAGACAAAAACUAGCUGAUCGACUCGCUGAGUCAGCGUGUCAACCUUCUUCUAGUGGAAAGGAACUCCGAUCAUCCGUUGAAAUAAUCAAAAAAAUCGGCGAUGGCCCACGUGCACAUACGCUUCUUCUCAACUCACACCACCAAAAGCUACAAUCCAAAAUUCAAGGUCUUCAAACCUCGGGUUCAACUUAUGGAGUGGCUUACACUGCUGCCCUUUCACAACUUGUGUUUUCAAUCAUAGCUCAAGCAUCAAGCGAUUCGUUGGCUAUAUUUGGUGAUCAACCGUUGUACACGUCUGAAUUAGUGACAUGGUCUGUGAAGCAAACGAAUACUUUCGCGAAUUUAAUGAAGAGACAUGUGAUUGCUUCACCUUCGGCUUCAGGGGGACUAAGGACAGUGGCUGAAUGCGUUCAGAUUUCAAUGGGACAUUGUUAUUUGUUGGAAGCUCGAGGGUUGGCAUUGGCGCCUGUUCUUUUGAGACAUUUUAGACCGUGUGUUGACAAAGCUUUGAAUGCUAACUUGAAAAGAAUUGAGACGAGUACUGCUGCCAUAGCGGCUGCAGAUGAUUGGUUGCUAAGUUAUCCGCCUAUUGGCACGUGCUCUUUGGGUACUCCGCCUACUCUUGGCAGUUCGAUUGUGUCUCAGCCGAAGCUUUCAAGUAGCGCGCAUCGGUUUAAUCUUAUGGUUCAGGAAAUGUGCGAGGAUAUUGGACUCCUGAGAUCAUCAACAUUCUCCAAUCAAGCAAAAGAAGGUUUACAUCAAGUAUUUAGUUCAUACAUCACCAUGCUAGUAAAUGCAUUGCCUGGUUCAUCAGAGACUGAGAAUUUGGAGGGUAGAAUUGUGAAUACAGCAGAGAAUGAUACCCAACAGAUAGCCUUGCUAGCUAAUGCACUAUUCUUAGCAGAAGAGUUACUCCCACGAGCAGCAUUGAAGCUAAUGCCUUUACAACAAUGUCUUCCCACUGAUACUCCUAGGAGGAAUUCAGACAAACAAUUAAGAACUCCAGAAACAAGAGAAUUGAAGAAACGACUUCAGAGAUACGUUGAUCAGUUGAGAGAUAGCUUUUGUAGAAAACAUGCCCUUGAUCUUAUUUUUUCAGAAGACGGAGGUGCUCGUCUUAAUGCACCUAUGUAUUUUAGUAUGGAUGAGAAUUCAGAAGAGCCAGAAUGGUUCCCAUCUCCGAUAUUUCAAGAACUGUUUGCUAAAUUAUAUAGUUUCGCACGCUUAGCAUCGGACAUGUUUGUGGGAAGAGAAAGAUUUUCCACUCUACUUUUAAUCAGACUAACAGAAACAGUAAUUCUAUGGCUUUCCGAUGAACAAAGUUUUUGGGAAGAAAUCGAACAUGGCCCAAAGCCUUUAGGCCCUUUUGGACUUCGACAGUUUUAUCUAGACUUGCAGUUUGUUAUCCAUUUUGCCUCAGAAGGCCGAUACUUAUCAAGAAACUUGCAUCAAGUUAUCAAGAAUAUAAUUUCAAGAGCUUUAGGAUCAAUUGUUGCUGCUGGUGGAGAUCCCGACAGUAUGGUUCCGGAGGAUGAAUGGUUUACUAAUCAUGCUCAAACUGCGAUUAAAAAGUUGACUGGAAAUGCAACGCCAGAAAAUAAAGAUGUUACUAGUCCCACAGUUGACACGUCAGAAGGAGCUCUGCCUUCAAUUGAAGAGUAA
Lactuca virosa is the source of this 2268-nucleotide messenger RNA. The record is from the annotation of a GenBank genome assembly. Lineage: Eukaryota; Viridiplantae; Streptophyta; Magnoliopsida; Asterales; Asteraceae.